Prorocentrum cordatum is the source of this 959-nucleotide messenger RNA. The record is from the annotation of a GenBank genome assembly. NCBI's taxonomy places the organism in Eukaryota, Dinophyceae, Prorocentrales, Prorocentraceae.
GACAUUGCAUUCGCACCAGAGAGCACGCAUCACGACCAGCGCCUCGCCCAAGUUCUGCAGGCCCCAUCUAAGAACCCGUUCUUUACACCUCUGGUCCCAAUGCGGGACAAAGCUACAGAAGAGAGACGGCUGAUCCCAUUCCCAAUGAAUUUGCCGCGCGAUCAGUAUGCCGAGUCGUUUCACGAGGACCCGUCUCAAUUCAACCCGGGCAAUUAUCCAGCUGAGAACAUCCCGCCCACGCUGAAGACCCACGAGGAUGGCGACGUGCACGACGUGCACGAACUUAAGGACGUGCCGAUCCCAGCAAGACUUACUUUCUUCGACAUUGGCAUCAACAUGGGCCUGAACUUGCUGUGCCCUCUCUUCUCAAUUAUUGGGUUCGUAUGCGAGAUGAUCCACCUUGACUGCAUGCGCAUAUUAGGCCUCGGAGUUGCACAAUGGCUCGUCGGCUCGAUUUUCUUUCUUCUGAUCAGAGAGAACUUCGCGCAGUCAAUGUUGGUUCGGGCCAAAGGCCGCCGCAAGGCGAACCUCAUGCACUUGCGCAGGCGGAUGAAGUCAUUUUACGCCACGAACCCGCGUACGUCGAGCACUGGCAAUAACAGGAGUCGUAUAGGUAAGAUCACCAUGGCCAUGAUCAAGAACGGCCGCUUGUCUUCUAAGGCCGCCGAGACGCGGCAUCUGUUGCCCCUUGCCAAGAUUUCAUUAACCGAGAACCAGCAUCUUUUGUCUAGGAACGACGUGCUGCUUAAGCAAGCAUGUGACGAGCACUGCAAAGUCCACGACGUGAUGCAGUUUGAGCCCCGCCAGAUGUCGGCGGAUGGCAUCGAGCGCGCGCAAAGAUCGGCGCUGCGCCUUCUCCAGUUUUGGAAGUCUCGGGGCGGGGGGCUUGUCUUUAAGCAUCGCGUGGCUGCGCAUCUCAUUUUUAAUGCUGAGAAGCUCGGCAAUCCGCUGUGCUACUG